GAUUUCUCCAUUGGUAGCACCGUCAGUAUUACUUGGUCGUCGUCUUCCUCUUCCCUGACGCGUUCUUCCUCUGUCACGUUACAAAUACAGCACAGCGCCGUCCAUUAGCUAUGGUCCCUUGCUCCUUUUGUGCACUUCAUUUCACACUACUCUGCUGUACUCUUGAUCCAGAGAACAUCUGACUCAGCUUUUUCUUUCCUGCGCAUCGCAAGCGUAGGAAAAUGGUGGAGCUCUCCUUUGUCUCUAAAGCGAAGUCGGCCUUCCAUUCAGCGGCUGCGAAAGCGGAACGGGUUCUUGUGGACUUGAAAUCCGAGCGAGGUCCUGACAAAGAAUCGCCGGACAGAUGGACUAGCAAUCCUGAAGAUGAAUCUCAUCAGAACGAGGGCGAUUCAAAGCUUCACAGUGAAUUGAGGAAUAUGAAAUGGAGGCCUGCAUAUAGAGGAAUAAAGCAGGAUUGGCAAGAUAGGAUUAAGAACAUCAGAAUAAGGAGAAAAGAAGUUGAAGAGACGGAUGAACUCAGGGAUAUAACCAUGGCUGUUCCAUUUUAUGAGGAAAAUUUGUACACCGUCAACAAGAAAUAUGAUCUUGAGGCCAAGGUUUCAGAAGCAGUUCCCACGGUUGAAAUAUUAACUGCUGCAACUAUAGAUCCAACUUGUCCAUCAUCUGUAAUUAAAGAUUCCGUUCCCCCAUCAUCUGUGCUGAGGCAAUUGGCUAUGGCUGUUGAGGCUGGAAGGAAAACAAAGUCGAUGGAAGAUUUUACAGCUUCAACAGGAGGUUCUUCACCUGUUCAUGAUAGGGCAGGUUUAAGGCUCUCCGCAGUGAAGGCAUUAGUUUUGCGUGAAAAGGAGGACAAGCUUAACUUUAAUGAUGAUGAGAAAGUUCUGUAUUUGAUUAAUUCUCUGUUUGAUCCAGAGGGGGAAUUUUUCAAAAAGAAGAUUAACUAUGGUUCAGAGGAAACUGACCUAUCAUCAUUUCCAAGAGAUAUUCAUGGUGCUCCUCCUGAAAGCCUUGUUGCCAAGCUUGCUGAAGUCAUUGGAAACUUCAAGAACCUUCGAGAAAUGGCUCUGUUUUGGUGCAGAGUUGUUGUUGAACUGAGAAAACUUUGGUCUGAGGAGCAAUAUUUACCCAGAAUCCCCUUGGAUGAGAUUCCAGAUUUGAAAUCAUGCCUCCUGUAUCAACAACUACAAGUAAUAAAUUGCUGUAUCUCCCGGAAAAGGCACCAUGUUGCUGCUGCUGAAUCUAUGGACUCUAUGUUGCUAAAAGCCAGGUCAAAUAUUGAUGAGUUAGUUGAUUAUAGUGACUGCAACAUUGCUUCAAGUCCAGUCAAGUAUGCUAGAUUGAGUACUGGGGAGUUUGUUGUUCGACUUGGUGCUGACUGUCCUGCUGGAGAUCUGAUGUUGUUGGAAACUGGCGAGCCUGUUUAUUCUCCUGUUACCCAGGAAGGACCCCUGCUUACGGAAGAUCUGAUUGAAGAAACGGAGGAGUUUGUGCUGCAGACAAGAAGUGUUGGUGCUGCAUGCUCUCAACUCCUCUCUGAUAUGCAGGCUUUCAAGGCUGCAAAUCCAGGCUGUAUUAUGGAAGACUUUGUGAGAUGGCAUUCUCCUCCUGAUUGGAAAGAAAGGGAGACAAGUGCGGAGGCCCAGGAAUCUCUAGACGGUAGUGGUUCAUUGUCCAACAGAGGUUCUCUAAGUCUGCGGAUGCAAAAAGAAGGUAAUUUGUGGCGUGAAUUGUGGGAAGCAGCUAAGCCAGUGCCAGCUGUUAAACAGGCACCUCUAUUUGAUGAGGAUUUGGCAGUGGAGGGCAUCCUGAAAGCUCUUGAAGACAUCCAGCCUUCUGAGCUUUUUGAACAGCUGUUUAUUUCUUUGCUUGGUUCAGGAUUUGCCAUCGCUGAACCCGUGCUAUCGGAAAACAGUGACUUCUCAAAACUGUUCUCUGACUGCAAGGAGUACAUUGUAGUCACCUGCCAAGGCAAAAAUUGGAGUGAUAAAAUUGAUGACCUUUGCCAGGUAUAUGAAUCCGUGGAGGCAAUGAUACUGAAUCCUGAGGAGGCACUGGGGAUGAUGAAGCAGACCAAAGAACCAAAUAUCAUAACUGGUGAACUCAAGGAUCGGUUUAAGAGGCUUAGCCUUAAGUUUGGUGGCAAAGAUAAAUUCUUAAGAAGGCCGAUCUCCAAAGACAAGAUAAACAAUGAAGAGAACCCUAUUCGACAAUCAUUUUCAAAUUUCUUUGACAGCAAAACAUCUUUAUUUUCGAAGAAGCCCAAGCCUGUGGGAACAUGCGCUGCUGAGAGCCCUCCUUGUCUUGAAAGUGAUUGGACGAUUCUCUAGACCAAGUUCCUCAAUCCUCAAAGAUUCGUUCUUUUGAUUCGGAUUUGUUUUUUGGUUCUUUUUGUACCCUAGAAGAUAACUGUAAAUAUAUAGUUUUUUCCUUUUAAAGUUAAAAAAGUUAGUGAACUUUGUAGCAAACUUCAAGGAAUUCUUGUUUUGUCACAGGAUUUAAUAGCUUUUCUGGAAUUGUAAUGGAUGCUCGUGAGCUGAACUAACUAUAUGCUGUUGUUAGGCAACUAUCAAUACAAUAGCAUGUUAGUUGUCUUGUCAGCAAAUACGGAUAAAGUGUUUGUGAUAUGCAAGAAUUAAUUUUGUUGAAGGUGGUUUCAGCUA
Molecule: messenger RNA, 2660 nt
Organism: Neltuma alba
Lineage: Eukaryota; Viridiplantae; Streptophyta; Magnoliopsida; Fabales; Fabaceae
Exons: 14
Coding region: 222-2327 (701 amino acids)
Biological process (GO): positive regulation of GTPase activity
Molecular function (GO): GTPase activator activity
Source: RefSeq, a predicted model, not a curated record